AUGGAACGUUGGCACAAUAAAUUGGCAAUUGUUACCGGAGCCAGUGGAGGUAUAGGUGCUGCAUGUGCCAGAACUUUAGUUGGAGCCGGGCUAAGAGUUGUUGGUUUGGCUAGAAGGGAAGCCAAAUUGAAAGAGUUACAAGAGAGUUUACCUGAAAGGCAAAAAUCUCUCUUUAUACCACGAAAAUGUGAUGUCUCUAAAGAGGAUGAGGUCAUUAAAACUUUUGAAUGGACUGAAAAACAAUUAGGCGGUGCUGAUGUUCUACUAAACAAUGCUGGAAUAACACGUGAAACGGAAUUAAUUGCUCCCGGCAAUACCGAGAAAAUACGGCAAGUAAUCGACACUAAUGUCAUGGGAGUACUAUGGUGUACACGUGAAGCAUUCCAGCGCAUGCAUAAACGAGGCAAUGAGGCUCAUAUAUUGAUUAUAAACAGCAUUGCAGGUCAACAAGUGUUAAAUUUUAUAGAUGUCUUACCAUCAUUUAACAUAUAUCCGGCUACAAAAUUUGCCAUUACCGCAAUGACCGAAACAUAUCGUCAAGAAUUUCAAUUACAUAAAAGUAAAGUUCGAAUUACUGGCAUUUGCCCAGGUGCUGUCAAUACAAAUAUCUUUCCCGAAGAAAUACAUUUUUAUGUUAAGGAUAUGCCACGGCUGGAUCCGGAUAAUAUUGCCGAUGCUGUAGUGUUUGCACUGAGAUCACCACCCAAUGUUCAGAUACAUGAAAUUACUUUGAAGCCAAUGGGAGAGAUGUUUUGA
This is a messenger RNA of Musca vetustissima, 756 nucleotides long. Its product is annotated as farnesol dehydrogenase-like. Gene Ontology annotation, molecular function: oxidoreductase activity. The transcript is spliced from 3 exons. Lineage: Eukaryota; Metazoa; Arthropoda; Insecta; Diptera; Muscidae. Bases 1 to 756 code for a protein of 251 amino acids. The record is from RefSeq and is a predicted model, not a curated record.